Telopea speciosissima is the source of this 1388-nucleotide messenger RNA. Its product is annotated as homeobox protein knotted-1-like 6. Lineage: Eukaryota; Viridiplantae; Streptophyta; Magnoliopsida; Proteales; Proteaceae. Gene Ontology annotation, cellular component: nucleus. The record is from RefSeq and is a predicted model, not a curated record. Gene Ontology annotation, biological process: regulation of DNA-templated transcription. The transcript is spliced from 5 exons. Gene Ontology annotation, molecular function: DNA binding; DNA-binding transcription factor activity, RNA polymerase II-specific. The coding region runs from base 352 to 1326 and encodes 324 amino acids.
GCUUCUUCAUAUCCUGUUGUUUGUACGCUAAACAAAAUCACAAUCUCCAAGAACACAACUUGCAGUCCUUCUCUGCUACUCCUCCAACUCCAAGUUCCAGGUCCAGAAAAUCAGAAUUUACAGAGAAGAAAGCAGUGGAGACUGGAGAGAGAUUUAAAAGUAUAAUCUUCUUAUGAGAAUAUGAUUACGAAACGAGAAAAGCAGGAACCUCUCUACCUACGUCUUCUUGAUGUAUACGAAGAAUAAGUAGUUUUUUUUGUGUGUUUUGAGAUAUAUAUAUAUAUAUAUAUUUCUGUAGUAGUUAAAAAUUUCGUUCUUUAUCUUUUUGUGUGUGAGAAAUAUUGAUUAUUGAUGGAGGGAAUGUACGGACUCCAACCGAGUCUGGAUUACACGGAGCAGACGUCGUUGUCGCCGGAUAAUAUGGUUUCAGCGGCGGAUUACCAGAGUUUGCUUAGUAGCGGAGCACUUGGAAGCGAUCGAAUUCCGAUCUUUGGAGCGGAUCAGUUGUUUUCGGCGGCAGCUUUUACGCCUCAUGAAAUUCAAACAAGAGGAAGUGGUGUUGUUGUUGGAGGAGGAGGAGAAGAAAUGUCAAGUGUGAUAAAGGCGAAAAUCGCAUCUCAUCCUCGGUAUCCAAGACUCCUUGAAGCUUACAUCGAUUGUCAGAAGGUAGGAGCGCCUCCGGAGAUAGCGUGCCUAUUAGACGAAAUCCGGCGAGAAAAUGACGUCUGCAAGAGAAACGCUGCUACUGCUUCCACUUGCGUAGGCGUUGAUCCCGAGCUCGACGAAUUCAUGGAAAUGUACUGUGAUAUGUUGGUGAAAUAUAAAUCUGAUCUCGCAAGGCCUUUUGAUGAAGCUACCUCCUUCUUGAACAAGAUUGAAAUACAGCUCAGCAAUCUUUGCAAGGGUGUUUCUAGAAGCUCAGUUUCGGAUGAAAUUGCUGGAUCAUCUGAUGACGAUUUUAGUGGCGGAGAGAUGGAGGUUCAGGAGGUCCAGCGAAGAGCUGAGGAUCGAGAGCUUAAGGAUAAACUCUUACGCAAGUAUAGUGGUUGUAUUAGUAGCUUGAAGCAGGAAUUUUCAAAGAAAAAGAAGAAAGGAAAACUGCCUAGAGAAGCAAGGCAAACACUGCUCGACUGGUGGAAUUUUCACUACAAAUGGCCGUACCCAACGGAGGCUGAUAAGAUUGCACUAGCUGAGUCGACAGGCCUCGACCAAAAGCAAAUAAACAAUUGGUUUAUAAACCAGCGGAAGCGGCACUGGAGACCAUCCGAAAACAUGCAGUUUGCUAUUGUGGACAGUCUUUCUGGACCCCUUUUUAUGGGUGACUGAGAUUGGCACCAAACACUUGUUGUGUGUGUAUAUUCUUGAAUAUGAUCUUUGUUAAUACUGAA